Diorhabda carinulata is the source of this 1294-nucleotide messenger RNA. RefSeq lists its product as uncharacterized. Lineage: Eukaryota; Metazoa; Arthropoda; Insecta; Coleoptera; Chrysomelidae. The transcript has 2 exons. The record is from RefSeq and is a predicted model, not a curated record. Bases 46 to 567 code for a protein of 173 amino acids.
UUAAAAACAAUAAUGUUGAGUUAAAAUAAAUUGGUUGCCUAAACGAUGCUUUGUCAUGUAUUAAUACUCAUACAAAAGCAUUUGAACCUUCUCGUGACCUAUUCCAUAUUUACAGGAUGUUACUCACUUAUUCGAUGGGGAAGAAACGAAUUUUAUCGCCUUAAAAACAUUUAUGUUGACGUCUUAUCAGCAUACAGGAUUAGAGAUGACCCCAGAUCUGAAAAAUCGAAAAUAUUUCCUUCCUAUUCCACAACUUGGUCUCAAUAUGCCUUUUCAUUGAACAAAGACGAUCUAAGGAAAAUUGUUGGUAUGCUUACUGGACACUGCUCAGUGAACUACCAUCUGAUGGAAAUCGGAGAAUCUCCUGACACCUUUUGUUGUUUCCGUAAGAAACCAAAGGAAACCGCCGAACACCUUCUUUGUGAAUGUGAGGCAAUCCAUAAACAAAGACUACAUUCAAGCUUUUUAAUGCCAGAAGAGGUAAGCCGCAUAGCCUCCACUUGUUACCUGACUGGUAAACAGUCCAGGUACAUAAGAGAUCAAUAUGUCAUUGUGUUAACGAGGUAGAUUCACAACCUUAGAGAUAUGAACUACCACUACAAUAGCUUAUGGGAAAAGAUAUACCAGAAUAGGAUCAAACACAAUAUUAUUUCCUCUAUUGUUAUUUAUAGGAUAAUGAAAAUUAUUGAGUACUUGGAAGAUAUAAGCGAUAAGAUAAAUGUGAUUAAGAAGUAGUCCAAGUGCCCAUAUUGCUUGAGAACUACGAGGUCCAAAUCAUCACCUUACUGAUUUGUAUAGAAUAAAAAGUGAGAACUAUUUUUCAUUUUUCGAAAUAUAUGAAGGUAGGAAAAUCCCCAAUUAACAAUUGAAUUGGAUAAAAAAUAUCAAUAAUUACAAAAAAAAAUUAAGUAGUAACUGCCACAUUGCAAUAGUAAUAUAAAAACAUAAUUUUUCUUGACAUUAAUUAUUUUUCACUAUAUAAUUUUUAUGCAACUUUUAUUGCAAUUGAAUAAAUAUGCAGGUUAGAGGAAAUAAUGUCAUGCAGAAAUACUUGAGGACAUAAUUAGAGAGUAAUUUUAAAACUAAUGUAUUAAAAAGAGAAAAAAAGGUUACAGUGGUGUAGAAUUUCAAUAGUUUCAAAAAGAAACCAACAAAAGGAUCGUAUCGUGUGGUCGUAGUGCGUAGUGUCUUUCGACGAAUUUAUUCUAUUUGAUAAUUUCUUAUUUUUAACACAGAGAAGAAAAAGCUUUUAUGAUUUAAUUUCAUUAGGCAGGCAUUUAUAAUUAAGAAAUAG